GAAAAAUUAGCUGCUGAUAAUGAGCAUUGGAAGGCUAUCAUCAGCAAAUCAUAUCUUGUUGGGCUGGGUAUUGAUUGGUCAAAGAUACGCAAUGCCAUGGAUAUGAAAGCCAUCUAUGGAGGAUUUGCAGCGGCUCUAAUACCUCAAAAGGUUUGGGUUAUGAAUGUAGUUCCUGUACAUGCUCCAAACACUCUUCCUAUCAUUUUCGAGCGCGGUCUGCUCGGCAUCUACCAUGAUUGGUGUGAACCAUUCAGCACUUAUCCGAGAUCUUAUGAUCUUUUGCACGCCGAUCACUUGUUUUCCCGCCUCAAGAACAGGUGCAAACAACCCAUCGCCAUUCUAGUUGAGAUGGAUAGAAUACUGAGGCCUGGAGGUUGGGUCAUCAUACGAGACAAAGCAGAGAUUUUGAAUCCCAUAGAGAAAAUAUUUAAAACAUUACACUAUAAUAUAACUCUGACAUUCACUCAGGACAGGGAAGGUAUUAUCUGCGUGCAGAAAACAAUCUGGAGACCGUUGGGAUGAAAUUUGUUUUGAAAAAUACUGUCUUG
Messenger RNA from Phalaenopsis equestris, 548 nucleotides. Its product is annotated as probable methyltransferase PMT28. Bases 97 to 522 code for a protein of 141 amino acids. Lineage: Eukaryota; Viridiplantae; Streptophyta; Magnoliopsida; Asparagales; Orchidaceae. The transcript has 3 exons. Gene Ontology annotation, molecular function: methyltransferase activity. The record is from RefSeq and is a predicted model, not a curated record. Gene Ontology annotation, cellular component: endosome; cytoplasm; trans-Golgi network.